Messenger RNA from Caenorhabditis briggsae, 852 nucleotides. Lineage: Eukaryota; Metazoa; Nematoda; Chromadorea; Rhabditida; Rhabditidae. The coding region runs from base 1 to 852 and encodes 283 amino acids. The transcript is spliced from 5 exons. The record is from RefSeq and is a predicted model, not a curated record.
AUGUUUUGUCAAUCUCGGAUUACUUUUUUCUGGCUGCUGGUUUUGAAGGGACGAGGGCACCCAGUGGUUGGAGGUGGUGGGAAGAAGCAGAAAAAGAAGAGAAGGGUAGUGGCCAACCGCUCCGGCUGGGACCCCCUCAACAACUGCAGAAAGAGGGGCACCCCGAACAUACACAUGGGUCCCUCUUGUGGCCCAAAUGAGUGUCGAGUGGGAGCAGCCGAUAAAAAGAGAAAAGAAGCUGGUUUAGAAGAAAAAGAGAUUACAUUAGAGGGGAUUAGAAGCUCCCCAGUAUGUAUCAAUAUGUGUAUACAUAAAUCCACAAAAUGGAAAAAGAUAUAUGAGAAACAUAUGAAGACACUUUCGAAGACUAUGACGAAAUGUAAAACGAAAACGAGGCGGAGGAGUAAGAGGAGAGAGGAUUGGCUAAACGACGGAGACGGAUGCGGUGACGGAGACGGAGAUGGAAUGAUGUGGAAACUAGACACCGCGGCAUUCUCAGAGACACAGAAAGCGCUAGAGAGGACCGUUGGUGCGCGCAAAAGAUGCAGGGUAGGGGUGGCACACAUCCGAUCGAUUGAGGGGAGAGAGGACCCCGGGGGUGAUGAAAAUAGUGCCUUGUGUACCACAGACGCAGGAGGAUGCCCUCUUCGAACGCUUCACUAUUUCGAGAAGAAGAAGAAAAGGGAGAGGAAGAGAAGGUCGCGCACUUUACAGAUGCUACUGGUCUGGUGGUUUAUGAUUUUGCAAAGAGUACAACAGGUUUUUUUUCAAAAAAAAAAGGAGGAUGGUUCUGAAAGGCGUGAAAAUACACAACCAGCAGGACCAGUCCUUUUUUGUCCCCCCAUUUUUUGA